AUGAUGAUAGGACACUGUGUUGUGAUUGGUCCAAACUCGAAGAUUCGCUCUGCUGUGACCAGUCUGGUGGAUGUAGCCAUGAGAAUACCCGUACUUUUACUUGCAUUUCUAGUUCCUUUUUCUUCUUGCUUUUACAUCCCUGGUUUAUCACCAGUUGAGUACGGUGUGGGAGAUGCUAUAAGUGUCAAGGCUGUUAAAGUUUGGAGUUCUGAUACGCAACUACCGAUUGACUUCUAUGAUUAUUUAUCUUUUUGUGAUCUUGAAGGAAAGCGUGUUUAUGAGAACCUUAACAUUGGAGAAGUUCUGCGUGGCGAUCGUGUUGUCGAGGCUCCAUUCAAUAUUAACAUGCUAACAAAUGUUAGGUGCAAGCAAGCGUGUCAUACAGUGUCAACUUCGUCCAAGAAGAUUGAUGCUCUAAUUCACCUCAUUGAUAACGAAUACAUUGUUAAUAUCUUUGAUAGUGAUGUGGACGAUCUUCCUGUGGCUGUAGAGCGUUCUACGGAAUCUCAGAACCAAUAUGAAAUUGGCUAUCGAAUUGGAUUUAAAAAAGGAAAUGAAGUAUACUUAAACAAUCAUUUGAAGUUUUUGGUGAAAUAUCACGAAGUGAACGGUCGUUAUCGUAUUGUUGGUGUAACCAUCGAACCCAUGAGUAUUCGAAGUGAGGAUGUCAUUCAAAAUAAAGACGGGACGUGUGGCAUAGUGAAUGGAGAACGGGCUCCUUUGACCCUUAGACCGGGCACAUCAGCGGAUUUCAGCUUCACCUAUGAGGUUGAAUGGGUGAGCUCGGACACCGAAUGGGCUUCACGUUGGGAUAUCUACCUCAACACAAGCGAUGGCCAAAUUCACUGGUUUUCAAUAAUAAACUCUAUCAUCAUAAUCAUUUUCCUCACUGCUGUUAUGUCUGUCAUAUUACUGAAAACUCUCCGACGUGACAUUGCCUCAUACAACAGAGAGGAGGACUCUGAGGAGAUCAUUGAGGAAUCGGGGUGGAAGCUAGUACAUGGUGAUGUCUUUAGACCUCCAAGGCGUAGUGCAUUGCUGGCAGCUUUUGUCGGUUCGGGUGUCCAACUUCUUUGCAUGACACUUAUCGUCCUCUUCUUUGCAAUGCUUGGCAUGCUAUCUCCUGCCUCACGAGGAGCUCUCCUGAGCGCCGUCAUCUUCACGUAUGUCUUUAUGGGGGCUGUUGCCGGCUACUUCUCAGGUCGUAUCUACAAGACAAUGCGUGGCUUCUACUGGAAAUCUACUGCUCUACUAACCGGUUUGCUCUACCCAGGCAUAAUUCUGGCAGUGUGCCUUUUCAUCAACAUCUUUCUCUGGGCAAAAGGAUCUUCAGCAGCCCUGCCCUUCACCACCAUUCUAAGUAUUCUCUCCCUCUGGCUUCUCGUCUCUCUUCCCCUCGUCUUCAUAGGCUUCUUUUUCGGGAUGCGCAAACGCCCCUACGAGCAACCAGUGCGCACCAAUCAGAUUCCUCGUGCCAUUCCUGAUCGUAAGAUGCAUCAGAACAUCUUUAUUACAACCAUGUUGUGUGGACUUCUGCCUUUCGGCAGCGUUUUUAUCGAGUUGUUCUUCAUUUUUAAUGCUCUCUGGAAUCGGCAGAUCUACUAUCUCUUUGGAUUUCUAUUUAUUGUCUUUGUCAUUCUCAUCAUCAGUUGUGCUCAGGUUGCUGUUGUGACGACCUACUUCCAGUUGUGCAGUGAGGACUACCACUGGUGGUGGCGAUCGUUCAUCACCUCCGGUGGAGCAGCAGCCUACCUAUUCCUCUACUCUAUCUACUACUUUGCAACGCGGUUGGAGAUCACAAGUUUUGUCUCGACGCUGCUUUAUUUCGGCUACUGCUCCAUUCUCACAGCGACAUUUUGGAUUCUCACAGGCACAAUCGGCUUUUUCUCGGCCUUCACCUUUUUGCAGAAGAUUUACGCGGCUAUUAAGAUUGACUAA
Echinococcus granulosus is the source of this 1938-nucleotide messenger RNA. RefSeq names its product Transmembrane 9 superfamily member. The record is from RefSeq and is a predicted model, not a curated record. Lineage: Eukaryota; Metazoa; Platyhelminthes; Cestoda; Cyclophyllidea; Taeniidae. Gene Ontology annotation, cellular component: membrane. The coding region runs from base 1 to 1938 and encodes 645 amino acids. The transcript has 13 exons. Gene Ontology annotation, biological process: protein localization to membrane.